Pieris macdunnoughi is the source of this 336-nucleotide messenger RNA. The record is from the annotation of a GenBank genome assembly. Lineage: Eukaryota; Metazoa; Arthropoda; Insecta; Lepidoptera; Pieridae.
AUGUUCAUCUUAUUGUAUUCUCGCCGCCUCGGGACGCUUGAAAGUUUGGACUUUUGUAUCCUCUGGCUACGCGUAGACUGCGAUGGCCAACCGCGAUUCUACGCGUGCCUGUAUAGGUCCAAUAGCGGAAAUGCCGCAACUGACCGAGUCGGUCGAGUGAGGAGAUUCAAAUGGCUAAAGGUUCCGUCCGCCGAAAUCGUGAUACUUGGCGAUUUUAACGCCCACCAUGCUGACUGGCUCGGCUUUUAUACCACCGAUCAAACGGGUAGAUCUUUUCAUAUGAAGUUCUUCUGCAGGUCAUGGAUCUCUCUAUCCCAUUUUCUGCAUUGCCGAUAG